AUGGACUCUAGAUACGGUGACUUCGGUCUACCCGGACCCGAGCACGAUAUGGUACAGAUCGAAGAGCAGGCCACUUUUUGCUCCGGCGAUAGAGAAAUAGGCGCGGCUCAUCGUUCCCAUGCGGCGGCUCUGGCGGCAGUCGCUGCAGUACAACAGCGCUACGCCCAGCAGCACCAACAACGCCAUCACUACCAUCAGCCUCUUCAACAUGCCUAUCCCGGCUACUCAAGUCAGCAAAUGAACGCUUCUCCAGCCUACUCCAGUCAACCGACGGCAGGAUUUAGUCCCGCCGGUUGCUAUCCCUUCAGUCAAUCAGCAGCAGGCCCCGCCCUAAGCCUGGGAAUCUCGCCCCCCCCAGCCCCAGCCGGUCUUGGUGGGGCUAGUCUGGCUUCGGCUGCUUCUAUGGCUGGUUGCCUUGGCCAAAGUAGGCCAGGAGAAUUGGGCGAGUUCUACCUCGGAGUGGUGACAAGUGCAGGCAACUCCUGCGGACCUGUGGGCCCUGGCAACCUUGCAGCUGAAGAGGUUGGGCAAAUGGGCGUGGCGGCGGCGGCAGCAGCGGCUGUUGUUGCUGCAAGAACUUGCUUCUUUCCACAAGGUUCCGGGUGUCUUGGACCCUCUAGCAGCAGCGGAACCGAUAGGUCAGGACUUCCAGGAGCGCCAGUUUCUGGCACCGGCUGUCAUGAUGCGGAUACACUAAUGUCUCCUGGUGCCUCGGCUACGAUGGGCCUCAUUUCAGGAGACGGACAUACAGGUAGGCGAUGA
Molecule: messenger RNA, 762 nt
Organism: Protopolystoma xenopodis
Lineage: Eukaryota; Metazoa; Platyhelminthes; Monogenea; Polystomatidea; Polystomatidae
Source: the annotation of a GenBank genome assembly